Messenger RNA from Anoplopoma fimbria (sablefish), 4570 nucleotides. It is a transcript of the gene matk, whose product is annotated as megakaryocyte-associated tyrosine kinase. Gene Ontology annotation, molecular function: protein tyrosine kinase activity; protein binding; ATP binding. Gene Ontology annotation, biological process: protein phosphorylation. The record is from RefSeq and is a predicted model, not a curated record. Lineage: Eukaryota; Metazoa; Chordata; Actinopteri; Perciformes; Anoplopomatidae. Bases 88 to 1461 code for a protein of 457 amino acids. The transcript has 13 exons.
GAUCCAGCUGUGCUGAAGAGGAAAGCUCAACAUCUGCCCAGAGAGCUGCAGGUGUUCAACACAGAAUUAUCCAACUCCCUCCUGCUGAUGGCAAAGAUGAGCUGGGCUGCAGGUACACAGUGUGUGGCCAAGGGCGACCACAGCAAACCCAAACCUGGUGAACUGGCUUACCACAAAGGAGACAUCCUCACUAUCAUUGAUGCCAGCGCGAAGAAGGGAUAUUACAAUGCCAGACUCAACACCACAGGAGAGGAGGGACUCAUAAACUCCACCAACGUGCGGGAAAGAGAGGCUCUACGUGUCGACCCCAGCCUCAGCCUCAUGCCUUGGUUUCAUGGUAAGAUCUCGGGUCCAGAGGCGGUGGGUAAGCUGCAGCCCGCCGAAGACGGCCUGUUCUUGGUUCGAGAGUCCAUCCGCCAUCCCGGCGACUAUGUCCUGUGUGUCAGUGUCUCUGGAGAUGUUAUCCACUACCGGGUGAUUUAUCAGGACAAGCAGCUGACCAUUGAUAACACACAGUAUUUUUACAACCUCAUUGACAUGAUAGAGUUCUACUCAAAGAACAAAGGCUCCAUCGCUACAACUCUUCUGAAGCCCAAACAAAAACAAGGAACCAAGUCAGCUGAGUUGGAGCUGUCCAAAACUGGAUGGCUGCUGGACAUUGCGAAGCUCAAACUGGGAGAGAACAUAGGAGAGGGGGAGUUUGGUGCUGUUUAUGCAGGAGACUACAUGGGCCAGAGGGUGGCGGUAAAGAUAAUUAAAUGUGAUGUCACAGCUCAGGCCUUCUUGCAGGAGACCACAGUCAUGACGAAGCUCCAGCAUAAAAACCUUGUGCGACUGUUGGGGGUCAUUCUUCACAAAGGGCUUCAUAUUGUCACAGAGCUCAUGACUAAGGGAAACCUUGUCAACUUUCUCAGGACAAGAGGACGCUCAGUUGUAACCUCAGUUCAGCUGCUCUGCUUUGCUCUUGAUGUGUGUGAGGGGAUGGAGUACCUGGAGUCCAAGAAGCUGGUUCACAGAGAUUUGGCAGCUCGUAACGUGUUGAUCUCUGACGACAACUUGGCCAAGGUCAGCGACUUUGGUCUGACCAAGGUGGACUCGAAGGUGUCAGAUAACGCCAAACUGCCGGUUAAAUGGACCGCCCCCGAAGCUCUGAAGAAAGAGAAAUUCUCCACAAAAUCAGAUGUUUGGAGCUACGGUGUUCUGCUGUGGGAGAUCUUCUCCUACGGUCGUCAACCUUAUCCUAAGAUGUCUCUGAAGGAGGUGAAGGAGAGGGUGGAGGGGGGCUACCGCAUGGAGGCUCCAGAGGACUGCCCCCCCGUUGUUUACUCCAUGAUGAGGAUUUGCUGGGAGCAGGAGCCACGCAAAAGACCUGCUUUUCACAAACUGAGAGAGAAACUUGAGCGAGAGAUGGGUAAACGCAGCCCGGCCUCUGAUGGGAUCAGGUCUGGAUCUGGAUGCUGAUCUUGGUUGUGAGUCUUUGAGCUGACAAUGGUGGGAAUAGACUUGCGACUGAUGGACAGGUAAUACGCACAUUGUUACCCGCCUCACCAAGAUGGCCCAGUGGAGUUCCUAUUGGAUUUCCUUCAACUUAGCGGAUGGGACAAGACGACCAUUAUGUAACUCUGGUCAUCAUGUAAUGCUGAUGAGAAAGGGUUUAGCGGUUAGAGCCAUGAAUAUACUAAACUUUGCUUUAGUGGCUCUGUGACUUUGGUCCAUUGCCAUGAAACUUUGUACAGACAUUCAUGGUCCCCAGAUGAUCCUAAAUUACUUUGGUUAUCCCCUGACUUUUCCUUUAGCACCACCAACAGGUGGGUCAAGUCCAAUACAGUCACACCCAUCCGCAAACUUGGUUCUCAUUUUGACAACAGUCAAGUGUGACUGCAUUUUGCACAGUUGUGAUCCUAUCGUAUUAACAGAAUCUUUCCUGGCACGCCUGGGAAAGCACUCAAAACCACUUCUGUGGUAGUUCCUGCUACAGUAGGCGUCUACAGGACAACAUUCUGCCAUAAUGACACACAUACAGACUCACAAGGUGAAAAACUAGAGACGCUCCAUACCAGUAACGGGUCGGAUACUGUGCUCAUGUACUGAUACAUCUGCACCUGAUACCACUACGGCAAUGCAAUGUUAACCCUCUCGUCAGUUGAGCCUAAUAAACUGCCCAGCUCCAACAAUAACCUGAUGCACAAAGCGGUAAAAUACGUCAAAACAAGCAGCUACCAGUUCACCGGUCAAAGAGAGUUGGCCGCCACAAUGUUGCAUACGUUGUCGUGGACAAAUGCAGCCUUAAAGGUGAACCAGCUAUUCUCCUUUAAGUAACACGCUGCGCCGCUUUCAGCUGUUUACCUGAGAAGGCAAAGAACUAUUCUUCCUGAUACGUUUGUAUCAGGAAAACACAAUUUUAAUUGUUAAAAUGUGAGCAACAGCAUUAUGCUGUAUAUUUGUCACAAUCAGAAAGUGAGCAACAUCUGGUGAAAAUAAAACAUGAUUUUGAAAGUAUUUGUUUAAACUGUAAGGGUAUUAUUUAGUACUUAUAUCAGUAUUCUGUAUCGUCAAUAUCGUCAAGUACUUGCACUGUGUCUGAAAAAAGUGGUAUUGGUGUAUCCCUAGUGAAACACAAAGUGGGCUCUCAAAUGGCCACUUACUCACUACCUAACCCCUGCUUACGGCGCCUUUGCUCAGAGCACACCCAUCUUUGAACUCGGCCUUCAGUUUAAUCUCAACUACAUACCUGCUAAAUUUUGUGACUGCACCCUGCACAGUCAACAAAAUCUGUCCACAUAAACACCCGGCAAAUAACUUAAAACAGCUUCUAUGGUAGUUCCCGUUACAAUACAUCAACUGGGAUUUAGUGUCAGUAUUUUGCCUUAUAAAUAUGGUACCUGUAUGAUCAAAGAUCUACGUUAUGCAUGCAGAGUAAACACAGGUUAUUUGUAUUUAAUGUCAGGGAGAGACAUCAGAGGAAGAUCAAUCAUGCAUAUGGGAGAGGAAAAGGAAAAACUUUAUCCUGGAUUUAAUCACACAUCACCCAAAUCUGCUUGUGUCCCGGCGUUGAAGUUCAACAAUAUGCCAUAGAUUCAGGGCUUAAUAUAAAAAAUAUCUAAUAUUUAAUGUUAUUGCUGAUUUAUAUUGAGAUAUUAAUUUACAUACUCUUAAAAAGCAGUCAGCAUUUUGCUUGUCUGCAGGGAAGAUGUGGUUUUUCAUUUGCAGCAGAUACUCUGUAUGCCUUUGGUUAAUUCAGUAGAUUUUUCACUUUGAAGAUGAACUUUCGCAUUCAACCUUUUUCAGAUUUGUUUGUGGAAACAGCCUACAGCAUACUGGGAACGGGGGCUUUGAUUCAAUUCAUUCAAAUGUAAUUUAUUCCUUAAGACUAAAUCAAUGGGAAAUACGGCAUUUAUUACUACUUUCUCUUCCCUCUUUAUGAGGAUUUAGAGAUUAGAAGAGUGACUUUGUGUUAUCCACCGUCCUCUUGGGAUCUCUUGGGAUCUCUUUGGAUUUUUGCAGAUACAAAAUGUUUUCUGUAUUCCUAAUCUUUGGACAUUACAUUGUUAUUUUACAUAUACCUUCAUAUUUAUGUAUUAUAUUUAUUAAUGUAUAACAAAUUUCAACGUAUGUGAUUAUCAGUUGCUUUUUAAUAGAAAUACAAUAAAAUAUUUCUUUUACUUUCUGUUGAGACUAAUACACAUUCGGUUCUAAACUUAUCACGAAAUGAAGUCUCAUUUUUUGGAUUGAUGUCACGGCACAAGACCAAAUUAAAGAUGUCAUUUGACUUAAGUCUACGUAAGCCUGGUGUUUGUCUCUAUCCCGGGAGACGGAACCCAAAUUGAGGCUUGAUCCUCCGUCCCUUGUUAUUGUACAGUGCAAGCGAGGCUCCGCCACGAUUUGUUCAAUCUGCUCUGUGUUUUCCUCGAGCUCUCUAAUGGGAUGAGCAGCAAUUUUUCUGGACAAAGAUUUAUAAAGGAACCAAAUGUCUAAAAAAAAUGAUAAAAGAUUUGAUGGCGGAUGAGUUAUAUAUUAUCGAGUAAAGGAUUUUUUCUGAAUACCAGUGGUUAUUUCCUCUCUGUUUGUCAAUAUGUGUUUUUAUAAGAAUAUCAGGACAAAGCUUUUAUUCUGGUACUCAUAGUUUCAAUGUGAGUGCUCAGGAUGUUUUCUCAGAGGGUCUUAUAUCCUUGUGUGCUUUCUAAAGUGAUGACUUUCAGCUUUAAUUUGAGGAUGUUAACAUGUAGUUUAACACAUUUUAUAUAAACUGCAGCCCCCAAAUUAUUAGUGGACCAACUGUAAUAAAGAAGAUCCUUUAAGAUCCCCUUAAAAUCCUCAUAUCUAAUAUUUGGUGGCUGAAGUCUAUCACCUUUAAUGCCCGGACCGAAACCACCCUCAAUUUUUGCUUGAUGUCUGUGCCUGUUAAAGAUGUAUUAUAAGCCUCAUCAGCAGACUCCCAAGUGUCACUGUUCCCCUUCUUCCACUACUUAGAGACUGCACCAUGUAAGUUGUUUUUGUGGUCUUUGUACUGAUCCAAGAGGAGCCAAUGCGGCACAAGACAGGCAGUGGGAAAAGAAUAGCUGCACUUUAG